UCAAAUCCAGCCUACUCUGUUUCAUACAUUUUGCAGUUCAAGUCCUCCAUUCAUGGCUUCCUCCUCCUCCUCUCCUCCGGCAAGAUCGAUUGUAUCUGCUAAACUGUAUGAUGUAUUCAUCAGUCACCGAGGUCCUGACGUCAAAGAAACCCUUGUUAAACAACUCUAUGACCUUCUUCAGGCUAGACUGUGCCGAGCAUUUCUAGACCGUGAAGAGAUACAAGGUGGGGAUUCAAUUGAUUUCGCCAUUUACAACGCCAUAUGCUCAUCUCGUGUGCAAGUAGCCAUUUUUUCAAAAGGAUAUGCAGAGUCCUCAUGGUGUUUGGACGAGCUGGUCGUUAUGUUACAACAAACUGAUGCCAUCUUUAUUCCUGUCUUCUACGAUGUCCAGCCGUGGGAGCUACGCCACAUCGACAACGAGAAGUCACAGUAUGCUGCAGCAUUUUCUGAUUAUCAAAGGAAACGCAGGAAUCUUGAUAAGCUUCAUAAAUGGAAAAGCUCCCUUGAAUCUGCUUCAAUAAUAUCUGGUUAUGAACUUAGCCGGUAUCAAGACAAUUUGUGUGAAAAAAUUGUGUCUCGUGUGAUACAAGUAGUGGAAGAAAAGAAAAACAGUAUAGUAUUAGAUGUUGCAAAAUAUCCGGUUGGACUUGCUGAUCUCGUCCAAGAUUUUGAAAGGUCUUGUUCAAAGAGAGUGAGGGACAAGGUCACCAUAAUAGGGAUCUUUGGUCUCGGGGGUGUUGGGAAGUCUACCCUGGCAAAAGAAUUGUUUAACAGAAAGAAUUCAGGCUACCAUACAUCAUGUUUUCUGUCUGAUGUGAGAGAAUCAUAUGCCAGAGGUGAAUUACACUGCUUGCAAACUCAGCUCUUAGAAGAUCUUUUCCCCAAUGAUAAAGAGAUUAAAAGUCUAAAGAUUAAGAGUGUGGAUGAUGGAAUUGGAAAGCUGAAGAAUCAUCUAGGAAGGGCAAGGCAAUUGCAUUUCCUUAUAAUCCUAGAUGAUAUCGAUCAUGAGGACCAAUUAGAUGCCCUUUUACCUGAAGAUAUGUUGAGCUCUGGUAGCCUUGUAAUUAUUACAACCCGUGACCAGAGUGUGUUAAGGGGUGCAGAUUUCCAUUAUAAGAUGCAGGGAAUGGAUAAGGAUCGUGCUAAACUUCUCUUCUGUAGACAUGCUUUUCGUGGACAAGAUCCACCCAUUUCAUAUGAAAAAUUGGUUGAGAACUUCGUGGAAUUCUGUGGAGGUUUACCUCUCUCGCUUAAAGUUCUGGGUGCUCAUGUUUAUCGAAGAGAUAAACAUUAUUGGGAGUUAGAAUUGGAAAAGGUUAGGAAAAUCCAACCUAAGGAUAUAAUGCAAAGACUUAAAAUCAGCUUUGAUGGUCUAGACACAGAGGAGAAACAGAUAUUUAUAGAUAUAGCUUCUUUUUUCAAUAAGAAAGAAGAACUUCACUUGAAAAAUGAUGCUAUAACAAUCUGGAAAGCAUCUGGUUGGAGUGCUGAACAUGCAGUUCAAACCCUGCAAGAUAAGUGCCUACUUCAACUGGUUAUGGGGCAAUACUACCUACGCUUUGAAAUGCACGAUCACCUCUGUGAUAUGGGAAGACAAAUGGCAGAUGACUUGGGCCCUCCUCGGCUGUGGAAACCGGACAUUCUUAGAUCUAUGGAAACAAACGGAUUUGAACAAAUCCUGGCAGAAACAAAGGGCAGGUGUUUCUAUUCGUUCGAGGAUUCGUCCCUCCAAACCAAAAUUACUUAUUUUAUAGGUAGUUCAAAUGACUCUGCUGAGCCUGACCUGCUAUGGCUUGACAUAGAUAACCGUGGUUAUCUUGGUUGCAAAUUAGAAAACAUUCCUUCCUGGAUUCCUCUACGAAAAUUGCACAAUUUAUCUGUUAACAGCGUGGGAAAUUUGUGGAGCGCUUUUCAGAAACAGUUGCAGACCAAUACCCAGGCCAGUUUUGAGUUGAGAGUGCUGAAGAUUUGCUACUCUAAGUCGUUGGAAAAGCUUCCAGAUUUAAUAGCAAUGUUCAGUCAUUUAGAAGAAUUAAACAUAGGUUGUUCCUUCCAGGCGACAGAUAUAACAUCCUUCGUGCGAUCACUUAAACAACUUAGCAAUCUUAGAUCAUUGUCAUUGUGGUUUGGGGAGGGCGUCUUCUUUAGUGGGAAUUUGGAUCUGAGUAAAGCUAGAGAUUCAACUAAUUUGGAUUCUUCUACAAGCAGCCGGAUGAAUAGCCUUGAAACCAUAGAAUUAAACAGAUUGGAUAAUAUAUCAAAGUUGCUAAUUAGUGGAGAGAUUUGUCCCAAACUUCAAUCAUUGAAAGUUCGACACAUGGGGAAUCUAAAAGAAAUGCAUUUAGAGCAGUUAGAGAGACUGAAUACUCUUGACAUGUGGGAAUGCCCCAAAUUGGAAACAAUAUCAGGGUUAUCUUCUCUAACAGGGCUUCAGGUUCUUAAAGUGAAGUAUUGUUUCAAAUUAGAUACACUAUCAUUGUUAUCUUCUGUAACAGGGCUUCAGUCUCUUAAAGUUUUGGAAGAUGUCCGACUGGAACAAAUAUCAUGGUUAUCUUCUCUAACAGGGCUUCAGUCUCUUAAAGUGUGGGGAUGUGACUGUAAAACAAUAUCAGGGUUAUCUUCUCUAACAGAGCUUCAGUCUUUUGAGUUGUCCAUAUUUCUGAAAUUGGAAACAAUAUCAGGGUUAUCUUCUCUAACAGGGCUUCAAUCUCUUACAGUAAAAAAUUGUCCCGAAUUGAAAACAAUAUCAGAGUUAUCUUCUGCAGCAGGGCUUAAGUCUCUUAGAUUGUCGAGCUGUCCCAAACUGAAAACAAUAUCGGGCUUAUCUUCUCUAACAAGGCUUCAGAUGUUUAGGGUUGAAAUUCGGGAUUUUAUUAGGAUGCCAUCAACUGCAGAGCGUGGGUGGGGUGGAAUAGCGAGGUGUGGAAGACUAAGGGGUGGAAGAGAGUCACCACAAUUGGAAAGCGUGGAAAUUGAAGUUCCUGAUGAUAGAUAUGCAUGGGUUCGGAAUUGCAUUGAAGGACCGAGGCCGCUAUCAGGGUAUGUUGUUUUAACAGGGAUGCCAGUGGAUACAGCACUGUUCGAGUUGAAUGAAAAUUUGUUUUCUGAAGUGGAUACCGUCAUUCAGAUUGAGAAAGGAGAGCAUUCGCUAGAAAUGGAAAGCUCAUCAAGUGCAAUCUCUAUAUAUGCUUUGCUUGUAAGGUCUGGUAGCAAUCCUUACAUAGAAAUGGAAUCUGUAAUUACCCAUUUGCAGUCCUUCCCACUUGGAAAGGAAUUGAUGAUUACAAUUUUACAAACCCCGCAUAGAAGUAAUGGUGUAAAGCUGACAAGUGUUCCAAUAGAGAAGGGGUUUCGGGCCAGGGUGAAUAAAGGGGAAGAAGGGAAAGCUUUAGUUAUAAUGCAAAGAAUUAUUGACAGAUUAUAUAAAAGUUAGCAGCCCAUAAGGCAGUGAAGAGAAAAACAAAGUAAAAGCAUUGAAAGUGUGAAUUGCUUUGACUGCCAGAUGUUGAAAAACUUUUGGCAUCUUUGUUUUAUCAAAGUCUUCGAUUUGUAAUAUUUAAUGUAUGGAAUGCACUUAAUUUUAA
Molecule: messenger RNA, 3584 nt
Organism: Cryptomeria japonica (Japanese cedar)
Lineage: Eukaryota; Viridiplantae; Streptophyta; Pinopsida; Cupressales; Cupressaceae
Product: disease resistance protein Roq1
Exons: 5
Coding region: 53-3433 (1126 amino acids)
Biological process (GO): signal transduction; defense response
Molecular function (GO): ADP binding; ATP hydrolysis activity
Source: RefSeq, a predicted model, not a curated record